Molecule: messenger RNA, 4174 nt
Organism: Megalobrama amblycephala (Wuchang bream)
Lineage: Eukaryota; Metazoa; Chordata; Actinopteri; Cypriniformes; Xenocyprididae
Product: NACHT, LRR and PYD domains-containing protein 3-like
Exons: 10
Coding region: 403-3195 (930 amino acids)
Molecular function (GO): protein binding
Source: RefSeq, a predicted model, not a curated record
GGUGACGUGAACGCAGCAUAAUACUAAUGUUGUCCACCAGAAGGAGACACAGGAUAAGAAAUCAUUUGAUCUCAUAGCUCAAAAUCUGUGUAAAUGGUUCAAUUUAAAUAGAUUGACUUGCAGAAAUCUGUGAUCUCCUAAUCCUACUUCAUGAUCAUUAUGAAUGAUCGCAUCGCUAACAUUUUUCCACUAUAGUUUUCAGACGGUCCAUAUGGGAUCCAGCGAAUACAACCAACUUUACCGCCCAAUAAAUGUGUCAUGCUGUACUGUAUGCUAACAUUAUACGAAGCUAAUGCAUGAAAUCAAUUAUUCAGGGACAAACACACAAAAUGUGCACCGAGCGCGUAACGUGACGUCAUCACCGCUCGCGCUACAAAAAGUGAAAGUAAAUUAACAGAGUUGAUGUUUCUCCAUUUAAACAACCAGGAAUAUCAAUGUGUUUUUAGAGGAACCUUUAUAAAAGAUCUUCCAUCCAGAGUCAGUGUUGGAGAUCAGAUUCUGUUUCAACUGUUCAGAUUCAUCAUGGAUGACACACAAACAUCCAGAGAUGAAGAUUUUUCUCCAGGAUUCAGUUCAGUUCAUCAGAAGAGAUCAGAACCAGAGUCCAGCUGUGUGUCUAUGAGGAGUGACGAGUCUAUGGGUCAACCAGUACAUUUUAAGAGUGGAGAUACACAGACUGAUCUCAGUUCAGUUGAUCAGAAGAGAUCAGAACCAGAGUCCAGCUGUGUGUCUAUGAGGAGUGACGAGUCUAUGGGUCAACCAGUACAUUUUAAGAGUGGAGAUACACAGACUAAUCUCAGCUGUGUGUCUAUGAGGAGUGACGAGUCUAUGGGUCAUAAAAUACAUUUUCCGAGUGGAGAUACACAGACUGAUCUGAGCCAUGAAGUCCUCAACAGGUUUAGAUCAAAUCUGAUGAAGAAGUUUGAGUGUCUGUAUGAGGGAACAGCACAGCAGGGAAACCCAACACUCCUGAAUGAGAUCUACACAGAGCUCUACAUCACAGAGAGUGAGAGUGGAGAGAUCAGUAAUGAGCAUGAGGUGAGACAGAUUGAGACACAAUCCAGGAGAGCAGCAACAGAGGACACACCGAUCCAAUGCAAUGACAUCUUUAGACCUUUACCUGGACAAGACAAACCCAUCAGAACUGUGCUGACAAAGGGAGUCGCUGGCAUUGGAAAAACAGUCUCUGUGCAGAAGUUCAUCCUGGACUGGGCUGAAGGGAAAGAGAAUCAGGAUGUCCAGCUCAUAUUUCCAAUUCCUUUCAGAGAGAUCAAUUUGAUGAAGGACAAAACACUCAGUCUUUCUGAUCUUCUUCAUGACUUUUUCCCUGAAACAAAAGAAAUGGAAAUAUCCAGUGACAAAUAUAAAGUGUUGUUCAUCUUUGAUGGUCUGGACGAGUGUCGUCUGUCUCUGGAUUUUCAGAGCGAUGUGAGGUUGUGUGAUGUAAGUGAAUCAGCCUCAGUGGACGUGCUGCUGACGAACCUCAUUGUGGGGAAUCUGCUUCCCUCUGCUCUCAUCUGGAUCACCUCCAGACCAGCAGCAGCUGAUCUCGUCCCCUCUGAGUGUGUCCAUCGAGUGACAGAGGUACGAGGCUUCAAUGAGCCACAGAAGGAGGAAUACUUCAGGAAGAGAAUCAGUGAUCAGAGUCUGGCCAAUACAAUCAUCUCACACCUGAAGUCAUCAAGGAGCCUCGACAUCAUGUGCCACAUCCCAGUGUUCUGCUGGAUCUCAGCCGCUGUUCUAGAGAAGAUGUUGAGUGAAGCAGAGAGUGGAGAGAUUCCCAAGACUCUCACUCAAAUGUACACACACUUCCUGAUCCUUCAGACCAACAUCAAACAUGAGAAGGACUAUGAGAAGAACGUGACAGAUGAAGACAUGAUCCUCAAACUGGGGAAACUGGCUUUUCAGCAGCUUGUGAAAGGCAAUGUGAUCUUCUAUGAGGAAGACCUGAGAGAGUGUGGCAUUGAUGUGACAGAAGCAUCAGUGUACUCAGGAUUGUGCACUCAGAUCUUCAGAGAGGAGUUUGGCUGGUAUCAGGGGAAAGUCUUCUGCUUUGUUCAUCUGAGCGUUCAGGAACAUCUAGCGGCUUUAUAUGUGCACUUCUCCUGUACAAACAACAACAUAAAUGUGUUUGAGCAAAUCACUAAACAGAGUUUGCGGUCUAAAGUUAAGGAGAGUUUUAAAAGUGUUUCAUUAUCUGAGCUGCAUCAGAGAGCUGUGGAUGAGGCUCUACAGAGUAAAAAUGGACAUCUGGACCUUUUCCUGCGGUUUCUUCUGGGUCUGUCAGUGGAGUCUCAUCAGAUUCUCCUACAAGGACUAAUGAAACAGAGAAGAAGCAGAUCUGACAGCAAUGAGAAAACAGUUGAGUACAUGAAGAAGAAGAUCAGCACCAUUGACUCUCCAGAGAAAUACAUCAAUCUGUUCCACUGUCUGAAUGAACUGGGUGAUCAUUCACUAGUGGAGGAAAUACAACAGUAUCUGAAAUCUGGAAGAAUAAGUAAAGCCAAACUCUCUUCAUCUCAGUGGUCAGCUGUAGUUUUUGUGUUGUUGACAUCAGAGAAGAAGCUGGAUGAGUUUGAUAUUAAUACAUUUGUUGGAGGAAAUUAUAAAUAUAAAAAACUGAAGGUUUUUCUGAAGCUGCUGCCUGUGAUUAAAGAAUCCAGAUCAGUUCAGUUGAGUUAUUGUGGAGUCACAGAUGAAGGUUGUGCUGCUCUGACUUCAGCUCUGAGAUCAAACCCCUCACACCUGAGAGAACUGGAUCUGUCAUGGAAUAAAAUAGGAAAAUCAGUGAAUCUGCUGUCUGAUGUACUACAGGAUCCUCACUGUAAACUGGAGAAACUGUGGUUGAGUAAUUGUGGAGUUACAGAUGAAGGUUGUUUGGCUCUGACUUCAGCUCUGAGAUCAAACCCCUCACACCUGAGAGAACUGGAUCUGUCUGAGAAUAAAAUAGGAAAAUCAGUGAAUCUGCUGUCUGAUGUACUGCAGGAUCCUCACUGUAAACUGGAGAAACUGUGGUUGAGUGAUUGUGGCGUCACAGAUGAAGGUUGUGCUGCUCUGACUUCAGCUCUGAGAUCAAACCCCUCACACCUGAGAGAACUGAGUCUGUCACUGAAUAAAAUAGGACAUUCAGAACGUGAACUGCUCACUGAUCUAAAGAAUUCUCCACAUUAUAAACUAGAGAAACUGUGGUUAUGAGGAAAAUCCCAUUUCCGUUCAAAUAUCCGCUCUGAGUCCGGCUCCACACACUCUCCUCACGGACACUCUCUUCUUUCUCCACUGUAACUUGAGAAAUUCACCACAGUGUUUAUAAACUCCUCUGAUCUGAAUCACGCAGCAGAAACCACAGGGUCCUGAAGCAGAGAGCUCAGAGAGCUGACAGAGAGACACCGUUUGUGUUUCUUGUUAUACAUACUGAAUACAGACUGAUAGAUUAAUAAUUAUAGCUUUUUUAAGACAGGGUUUCAUAAAUGUUAAUGAUGACUGUACAGUAUGUGAGUUAUACACUAACUCUGUUAACUUGUAUAUAUGUAUGUAUAAAAUACUGUAUAACUUUAUAAAUAACAUACAUUUCUGACUGCACUGUAUUAAAGUCGCUCACUCACAUAAAAUGACACUAUUGUCACUUUAAAACUACUUUACAGCACAAUUUGAAUUUGUCUCAUAAUUGAUCACUAAUGUGAUGUUGAUGAAGCUCUAGUCUGAAUGGAGAUGAGAAUAUAGUAGUGCUGUAAUCAUGAAGUGUCUUUUCAAAGCUGUUGUGUAAGAAACUCCAUUUCCAUGUCAAAUAAUGUUUCUUCAGCUUCUUCAGGUGUCUUUAAAAAUCACAUUUUUGUGCUGUCAUCUAGUCUGAUUUGGCAUUAGUAUUACAAGAAAUCAGUGUUAUUCAUAUGUAAGCACAUGACAGUCUUUAGGUCUGUAGAAAUGAUGAUCAGCUCGUAUUGAACACAGAGAUCAACCCCAACACACAUCCAUAAACUGCUCAUAUUAAAGUGUGAAUGAUGGGUUGAUUUAAACUGUUGAUGUCAUUAUGUUUCUAAAAACUGCCUUAUUGAGACGUCUUUCCAUAUGAACUUAUUGUUCUUUCUUGCUGUGUUUACAUGUAUUACAGGACUGUGCUUCAUAAUAAUAGUGCUUGAAGAUGUUUUGUAGACUGAAAUAAAUGGUGUAUAAACAA